Hevea brasiliensis (rubber tree) is the source of this 1132-nucleotide messenger RNA. RefSeq names its product SAC3 family protein A-like. Gene Ontology annotation, cellular component: nucleus. The record is from RefSeq and is a predicted model, not a curated record. Bases 148 to 525 code for a protein of 125 amino acids. Lineage: Eukaryota; Viridiplantae; Streptophyta; Magnoliopsida; Malpighiales; Euphorbiaceae. The transcript is spliced from 3 exons.
GCAGAUUUGUUCCCUUUCCAUUAAUUGCCGCUUAUAAUAAUAUAAAUUUGCUGUUGAGUUGCCAGGUUACCAGAGGAAGCAAAGAAGGAUAAAGCUGUUAAACAUGCUCUUGCAGUUCGUGCAGCUGUAACCUCAGGAAACUAUGUUAUGUUCUUCAGAUUAUACAAGACAGCUCCUAACUUGAACAUAUGCCUCAUGGAUCUCUGUGUUGAAAAGAUGCGCUAUAAGGCUGUAAGCUGCAUAUCCCGGUCAUAUCGCCCUACUGUGCCUGUUUCAUACAUUGCACAGGUUUUGGGCUUCUCCAGCACAAGUGAAGGAAAUGACCAGGUCUCAGUUGGAUUAGAGGAAUGUGUAGAGUGGUUGAGAGCACAUGGUGCAUGCCUCACUUCAGACGGUAAUGGAGAGAUGCAGCUGGAUACAAAGGCUUCAUCUUCUAGUCUUUAUAUUCCAGAACCCGAGGAUGCUGUGUCCCAUGGAGAUGCUAGUCUGGCUGUUAAUGAUUUUCUUGCACGGACAUCCUUGUAGUCAAAAUGUAAUGAUUGUAUACAUUUAAUAAGAAAAAUUUGAAAAUUGCGCAGCCCUCAACAAUAUGUACAACCAGAAGAUUAGGUUUCUUCCCUGACCUGGAAGUGAGAGUUCAACUCAAGCCUUUAGCGAGCGUAGAUCAUAGAUGUAUAAAAGCACAUAUAACGAAAAUAGAGCAGAGGCUUCCCUAAGAAAUUUGUUGCCUAGAAUUGCGGAGGGAUUGAACUACGACAAUAACCAUAUGAUUUAUAUUCUUCCUUUUUGUCUUGAACGAUGAUAAUUCAUUCUUUGCUGGGGAAGAAGAUGGAACUUGUUAGGGGGGAGAAGGGAAGAGAACAAGAACAAAUAGCUUUGUUGUAUUUUUAUUAAUUACAGUUCAAUGAUUUUUUUUAGCAUUAGUUCGCAAUCAUUUGCUCUUUUUUGUACCCAAUUGAACGAAAUCGUUUGCUUCACUGUAGACAAAAAUUUGUUUAUUUCAUGUAUGAUUGAUGCUUAGCUUUCUCGCUACAGUUGACAAAUGAGAGGAUUGUGUUUGAUAGGGUUGGGUUGAGCUCUACAGGAACACUGCAACAUUUUCAAUCAUGUAUCUUUUUGAUUCACAAGCUUA